Molecule: messenger RNA, 4012 nt
Organism: Xenopus laevis (African clawed frog)
Lineage: Eukaryota; Metazoa; Chordata; Amphibia; Anura; Pipidae
Gene: phf12.L
Product: PHD finger protein 12 L homeolog
Biological process (GO): negative regulation of transcription by RNA polymerase II; regulation of transcription by RNA polymerase II; negative regulation of DNA-templated transcription
Cellular component (GO): Sin3-type complex; nucleus
Molecular function (GO): transcription corepressor activity
Source: RefSeq, marked predicted
CGAAUUGGGCCGCCAUGGCCGGAGCCUUCUCGCUUCCCUUUACCCACAGUAGCCUGAAGAUGAGAGACCGGCGGCAGCUCGGCUAGGCCCUUCGUAGGCCUCGCCACAUCCCCGGGAGCAGGGAUUGAGCGCUUCUUUUUGUUUCUCGCCAUUGCCUUGCAGCAAGGAGACCGUGAGGAGCGCUCGUCCCCGUCGCAGCAUUCUCCUGCCUCUCUCCCUGGAUUAAUAACACCGUUACUCGGCCUGUCCCACCCCUGCUCUGGGCUUCACGGCUUCUCCCUGGACUCCACGGCUUCUCUCUGGGCUCCCCUGCUUUUCUCUGAACUCCACGGCUUCUCCCUGGGUCCUGCUGCCAGGACAGGCCUUGUCUGACUGCUGCUUUGGCCUUCUCCUCAGCGCCUCUCCUGCCUACGUUUUAUAUUUCUGAGAAAUAAGCAUUUGGCAUCCCGCCAGUCCCAUCCGAUCAUGGAGACCAAAACCAUCGUGUACGAUCUGGACACCUCUGGGGGUCUAAUGGAGCAAAUUCAAGCACUGUUGGCUCCACCAAAGAGUGAAGAAGGGGAGAAGAAAAGCAAGAGGCCAGAAAAGGAACCCAGGAGAAGUGGAAGGGCCACCAACCAUGAUAGCUGUGAUAGCUGUAAGGAGGGUGGAGAUCUCCUGUGCUGUGACCACUGUCCGGCUGCAUUCCAUCUCCAGUGUUGCAACCCUCCACUGAGUGAAGAGAUGUUGCCUCCAGGAGAGUGGAUGUGUCAUCGAUGCACUAUACGCAGGAAGAAACGUGAGCGCAAGAAGGAGUUGGGGCAGGUAAAUGGCCUGUUUGACAGAUAUGGAAGGAGGACUGUUUCCCCAACCAGUGAUCUGGAUUUCUCUGAGAAAGCUCCUGGCACUUUCCGAGCCCUUGCACAAGCCAGAAUGCUGGAAAGGAGAGUUAGUCGCCCAGGAACCCCAACAUCCAGCGCCAGCACUGAUACUCCAACUUCUGAGCAGAAUGAUGUGGAUGAGGACAUCAUUGAUAUGGACGAUGAACCAACUACUUUGGACUCUGAGUGCAGUCAUUCUCAACUUAAGAGACCUUUCCAACUGCUCAUUGCAGCAGCUAUGGAGCGGAACCCUACCCAGUUUCAGCUGCCCAAUGAACUUACAUGCACCACAGCACUUCCAGGCACCAGCAAGCGGCGUAGGAAAGAGGAAAUGUCAGGAAAGAAUGUCAAGAAAGCACAGCACGAAUUGGAUCACAAUGGCCUGGUUCCUUUGCCUGUUAAAGUUUGCUUCACUUGUAGCAGGAGCUGUCGAGUUGCACCUCUCAUUCAGUGUGAUUACUGCCCACUUCUGUUUCACAUGGACGUUUGCCUUACAAAUUAUGGUCACUGCAACUAUGUGUCCGGCAAGCACGCCUGUAUAUUUUAUGAUGAGGUGAGUUGUUUCCAUCUUGUUUCUUCCUUGUGUGGCAGUUGAAGUUAAAUUUAACGUCUUUAAAGGAGAAGGAAAGCUACAGAGGCAUUUUAUUGCCAAUAGAUAAGCUGCAAUAGUGCAAGCUAGAAUGCUAUAUUUAUUCUGUAGAAUGUUUUACCAUACCUGAGUAAAAAGCUCUAGAAGCUCUCUGUUUGUUUAGGAUAGCAGCUGCAGUAUUAACAUGGUGUGACAUCACUUCCUGCCAGAGUCUCUCCCUGCUCUGGGCUCAGAUUACAGUAGAGAAGGGGGGGGUGGGGAAGAGGAGCAAACUGAGCAUGCUCUUGCUCAGGGCAAUGAGGUUUAAGCUGAAAACAGGAAGUCUGAUACAGAAGCCCAUGAGUACACAAUAGAAGGAAGAAAUGCAGUGUUUCUUUUGACAGAGGACUCGGAGCAACAUUACUUUGAGGGUUUACUGGUGUAUUUAUAUAGACCUUUCUGAUAAAGCUUACUUAAUUUUAACAUUUCCUUCUCCUUUAAUGUGUUUUGUGACUGUUUAUUAUGAAAUAUUUUGAAGAUUAACAGUUUGAAAAUACAUUUUGCAUAAUAUUGUUUAGAACUGCAAUCAAUUAAAAAUUCUGCAUUGUUUGUGAAAUAAUCAAGUUUAUCUUCACUUCCUCUUUCAGCAUCUGUUUCUCCUCAUUCUGUCUUCAUGCAGGAAUUGUUAGAUGAAUGAUCCAAUAUAUCUUAUAGGGUGGCCCCUUUUGCCUAGAAGAUGUAUUAGAGCUCACUCUAUUAAAAUCACCAGAAAUCCUGUCUCUCUACAUGCAGGAUUUGUGCAAAAGGCAGUUAUUUUGUUAAAUUUUGUUUGUACUGGAAUCGCUUAUUUUAGUGAGUUCUAAUACAUCUGCUAGGAAAGGAAGCCCCCCUAUAAUAUAUAUUGCAUCUAACUGUCAAUGAUUAUAUGACACCCAACGGCUGCAUGAAGACAAAAUGAAGAGAAACAGAUGCUGAGAGAGGGAUAGUGAAUAUAAACGUGAUUAUUUCUGAAACAAUGCAGAAUUUGUAAUUGAUUGUAUUUAGAAAAUGUCUACUUUUGUAUGAGGAAGCUUAUAUUAAAACUUCAUUUUCACUAUCGUUCCCCUUUAAAGAAAUGGCAGUCCCUGGAUUAAUAAAUCCUCGUCCUUUUAUCUUUUAGAACACAAAGCAUUACGAGCUGUUAAAUUACAGUGAACAUGGAACGACUGUGGACAACGUGCUCUAUUCCUGUGACUUCUCUGAGAAAAUCAUCCCUACCCCACCAAGCAGUAUUGUUGCCAAAGUGCAAAGUGUUCUGAAACACCACAAGAGCCAAAAUCCUGAGGAAGAGGCAGUGAAAGAAGAAGAAGCCAUUAUGAACUGUCAGGCCCAAGGCCCUGCUCAUGAGUCGUGCAACUGCAAAGCCAGCAGCUCUAGUCUCAUUGGAGGAAGCGGAGCAGGCUGGGAAGGCACCGCCCUUCUGCACCACGGAAGUUACAUUAAGUUGGGUUGUAUCCAGUUUCUCUUCUCAGUCACAGAGUUUGCAACGAGGCAGCCCAAAGGUGAAAGCGAUGCCUUAGCACAAGAGCUGGACUUGGAGGACAAAUUGUCUCUCAAACCCCCUCACCAGGUGCCAGUGCUACGAUCCAAUUCUGUUCCUUAGGAAGCAAACACUAGAACUCUACCAGGCGACUUUUCCUGACAAAAGACUCGGCAGAGCAAACGCGUUCCGUGGCCUCCUGAGACUCCAGUGCGACCACAAACACUUUGCACAUUUGCAUGACAUGAAGAAAAGUUCACCUUUUUAUUCUUUUUUUGUUCCCUUCUCCUUUUGCUCAGAUUUUAGGGGCAUUUGCACAUAUUUCUAUCAUACAUUUCAUAUAAUAUAAAUAUAUAUAUAAAUAUAAAUAUAUAUUUUUUUUAUUAUAAGAUAAAAAAAAAAAAAAUCCCCCCCCCCAGAAUGAAUUUGCUAAGACACGAUCAAAACAUUUUGAACACUUUCUGAAAUCCAAAAAAUUAUUAUUUUUCUCUUUCAUGAAAUUGUAAAUGAAUCCACGUCCGCCCUUUUCUAUUUGGUGCCAGUGACUUUUUCUAUUGAACAUAUUUCUGUUUUUCUUAAAGAAGAAGAAGAAAAAAAAAUCCCUUUUCAGUUCAGUCUAAAGUUCUCGUUGCGUGAAAGUCACUCCUCAGCCUCGCAGUUCUGCCUACAGUUGCAAUAAAAGGAGCUCCAUAGAGACAACAAGGACAGGGUGGAGAUUUUUGUACAAUAUCAAGAGACUAAAAUUCUUUACCUCCAGACACACCCUCCUUCUUAAACUCCUCCUCCUUUUUUUUUUUAUUACAUUUUUAAAUAUGUACAGUGCUGUGUGCGAUCCACCUUCUGGCUCCUGUCUGUAACAAAAUAUUUUGUUCACUUGUUUGUCUUUGUUUUUUCCCCCCUCCCUUUUUUUAAUUAUUGUAAUACUGCCACUUCUCCGUUGUGGAGGUUGGUCAAGCUAGAUCCGUUGUAAAUAUUAACUGUAUUGUUUUAGAUUUUACACAACUUUUUUUUUUUUUUUCCUGUAUUCUGUACAUAUAUAUACAUAUAUAUAAAAAGUUGAUUCUU